CCCACUGCAGGCGGGAAAAUUUCCACCCCUCACCCCCACUGCAGGCACAUAGCACACUCUCUGUAAUCAGCUGUGCGUCCAUAUCGCAAACACUUUGUGGGCAGAAAGCUUUGUCUCAAUCCUCAUCAGAAGUAGGUCGGCUCAGAGAUGUCGAAGUUUGAGUACCCGAGACUUCCUCGGCACGAGAUCCUUGCUGCGCUGGCGGACUCCCAAAUCGCCACCCUGUCGGAGGCGGAUCUCCUCCGCCCAGACCCAGACCUUAUCUUCAACCUCUACACCCAAAUUUUCCUCCUCAUAGACACACUUCAGGAGGACCAGGGGCAGAUGGAGUUCGGGGCGCUGGAACUCCUUGAAAACCCGGAUCAUCACAUGCACUCAGUUCAGGUCAUGAAUUUGUACAACAAAAUCCGAGAGCUUGUCGCUGCCGUCAAUUGCCCCAAGGCUUUCACUCCGAAAGACUUGAUAAAGCCGGAGACUGAACGCACGGAACUCUUUCUCAGCGCCCUUCUCAAUUUUUACAUCUACAGAGAGACAAAAUUAGAUCUAUUGAAGCCUAUUGGGGAUGAUUUGAAUCUUUUUGAGGAGCGAGAACUAGCUGCUAAAGAUAGAAUGUCCCAGUUGAAUGCGGAGAUAGCAGAGUGUGAAGAGUUGAGAGAGAGGGAGGUGCCGCUUGUCCAAGAAGUAAAUUCAAAAGUCAAGGAACUUCAUCAGACUGUUUCAGGUCUUAACAAGCAUCAAAUGACCUUGAAGACUUCAAUUAAGCAAUUGAAGGAGAAAGCUAAAGAAAUGGAUGAGAAGAUAUCUGAAGCAGAAUUCGCGUUAGUCCAAAGUGUCCAAGAAAAUGCCAAUUUACGGUCCAAAAUUGUCCAGUCACCAGACAAGCUUCAGAGGGCUCUGGAGGAGAAAAAGUUGGUGCAAAUUGAGACAAAGAAUGCUGAAAGAGCUGCAGUACAAGCUUUCCAGGAUAAAACCACCAUACUUGAGGCAUAUGCUAAGGCUUGCAAGAAAAUGUCUAAACACUUCGCUCAGAUGCAAGCAGUACAAGAGCAGGUAAAUUCUGCGAAGUCAGUUGAUAAAGAUGUUAAAGUCCUCAAAAGCAAACUCAGUGAUGAAGGAGUUUUGAUUAAGUCACUCGAAGCAAAAGUUGUGGAGCUACAAUCAAUAGCGGACCAGUUAAAAGAGUUUAGAAGACAGUUGGAGAAAGAGACAGCUCUCAAGCAUGAGGAGGUGACCAAAGAGUUAAAUAAUGUAAAAUUAGAAGUGGGAUCAAAGAGGAAGGCGUUAGAAGUGAGGCAUAGACAGGUGGAAUCUGUGGUUUCAGAGGCGGAUGCUAUAAUUUCAAAGAAAAAUAUUGUAAAGGAGGAGGGAGAAGCCACAAUGCAAGAAUUAGGCAGUAAAUGUGAAGAAAUUGUGGCUGAGUUCAAUAACUACUCAAAAUUGAUAAGCAAUUCGGUGGCGGAGACCGAGGCAGACUAAAAAGUUAUUCAUGGAAGGAACUGAAUGUAUGAAUUCUGCCCUUGAGCUGUGUGCUUUGUCCUGCUGAAGCAUGGAAAUUGUUAAAUAUCUGUCACAGUUUUAUCUCUUAUGAAACUGAAUGCCUGAAGAAUCUUGUAUUUAUAUGAGAAACUGAUGGAACGAAAUCUUGUAUGUCUACUCUCCUUUCCCGUAUAGGAAGGUUUCUUUUA
This is a messenger RNA of Sesamum indicum (sesame), 1685 nucleotides long. Its product is annotated as kinetochore protein. Gene Ontology annotation, cellular component: kinetochore; Ndc80 complex. Lineage: Eukaryota; Viridiplantae; Streptophyta; Magnoliopsida; Lamiales; Pedaliaceae. The record is from RefSeq and is a predicted model, not a curated record.